AAAAUGUGUGACUUUUCACAUUUAUCAACACAAAGUGUUUUAAAAAGUUCACAUUUAAUUAAAAAUUACAAAACAAAAUCUAAUCUAAAAUAAAACAUAAAAAAAACAAAAAUGUGUCCAAUAUAAUUAAGAAAGGAAUAAGCACUUUGACUUCACUUUUGCCACACAAAAUGUAAAUGUACUGUAAUUUAAUCUAAUUCCUAAUUAAAAAAAUAUAGAUUUGGCAGAGGUUUCCACCAGUAUCUUAUUUCAUUUUCUGUAAUUCCAGCUUAAUAUGUGUCAGUUAUCAUUUCCAUAUUUGCAUGAAUGUUUCCCUCUAAGCUUGUCUUAGAAACAAAUGCUUAGAGUAACAUUGUUUUAUUUCAUAAAGUCUCUUUUUUUAUAUCUGGUAUACUUUCUUAAUAAUAAAAAAAUAAGCUGAAAACCUUUUUUUUGAGUACCAUUUUAGAAAAAAAGAAAAAAAAAAUAGCCAUUGUAUCUCACCAUAUGUAAAAAAAAAGGAAAUAAAAAAAAUCCCUACACUUCUUUUAAAUGAGAAAAUAUUUUCUCCAUUUCAUUUCCCAUGUGUUUAAACGUGAAGUAUUGCAUGUGGGAGUCAUCAACAGUUUCCCUUUGAGCAAUUUUACCUAACUGUAACUUUAUUUACUCUUGUGAUUGCCAAUAAAAACCCCUCCAAUUAAAUUUUCUUUUUAUUUCUUCCUCUGUAUCACAAAUUCUCCUAACAGCUUGUACCUUUUCAUGAGGGUGUUGGUGGAGAAAAUAUUUUUCCGUCUAUUGCUGCCAAAAGUCUCAGGGCAAUAUUUGUUGUUUCCACAGAAAAGUUGACAGCUUCAAAGAAAUCCUCAUCAAGGGCAAAGUGUCUGCAUAAAGAAGAUAAGACUCUAUCCUUUGGAGGCAGAUCAGCAUCAUGGCUGCUUAUGGACAGACUCAGUACAGCCCCGCGUUGCAGCCAGCAGGACCGUACGCGCCGUACAGCCACCACACACCCGGCUACGGUGUGCCAUCCUACAACAUUAAAACAGAGGACGGUUUGAGCCAUUCUCCAGGACAAACAGGACUACUGGGCUACACCAACUUCAGCGGCACACCACCCAGCCAAAGCCUCUACAGCUAUUCUCACACACAUGGUGGUGGUAUUUCAUCUGGAAUUUUUCAAGGCACUCAUGCAAUAUCGAGUUCAACCCCAUUCAACCCCACACAGCAAGAGUUUUCAUCGUAUUCAAGCUAUGCUCAGAGUCAGUACUCUCCAUAUUAUAAUUCCCAUCACUACAACAGCCCGUACCUGGCCGGGAGCAACAUCAGCCCUCCAGCUAUCACUGCUCCUUUAGCCUAUCAGCACCCAGAACAUCCUGCCAUGAUGUCUAAUCACAGCCCAGAGUCACACAUAGGAGAGUACCACCCGCCACCCAGCCCCCCAACACCUGGUAAAGAGGAGGGGGUUCCAACUCGAAGAGGGUCCGAUGGCAAGUUGAGAGGAAGAAAAAGAGUCAGCGACCCCGCUCCUCCUUUGGACUCUGAUAUCGAGCGAGUGUUUAUCUGGGAUCUGGAUGAAACUAUCAUCAUUUUUCACUCACUCCUCACGGGAACUUUCUCCUCGCGAUUUGGCAAGGACUCGUCAAAGGCUGUCUCUCUGGGUUUGUGGAUGGAAGAAAUGAUCUUUAAUCUGGCUGAUUUGAGACUCUUCUUCAAUGACUUAGAGGAAUGUGACCAGGUUCAUAUUGAUGACGUGGCAUCAGACGACAAUGGACAGGACCUUAGCACUUACAACUUUGGAUCGGAUGGCUUCCAGAGUCCAGCAGGAGCAGGCUCCUUGUGUUUGGGGUCAGGGGUCCAUGGGGGCGUGGACUGGAUGAGGAAACUGGCUUUCCGAUACCGUAGAGUCAAGGAGAUCUACAACACAUACAAGAAUAACGUUGGAGGUUUACUAGGAAGCCCCAAGAGAGAGGAGUGGUUACAGCUGAGGAGGGAGAUGGAAGUCCUGACUGACCUGUGGCUGACUCAUGCUCUCAAGGCCUUGGCUCUCAUCACUUCACGGCCGAACUGUGUGAACGUGUUGGUGACCACCACUCAGCUCAUCCCUGCCCUCUCCAAGGUUUUACUGUACGGUCUUGGUUCAGCUUUUCCCAUUGAGAACAUUUACAGUGCCACCAAGACAGGGAAGGAGAGCUGUUUUGAGCGUGUAACUCAGAGGUUUGGGAGGAGAGCGGUCUAUGUGGUGAUAGGAGAUGGAGCAGAAGAGGAGACCGUGGCCAAGAAGAAAAACAUGCCUUUCUGGAGGGUGUCGUGUCGGGCUGAUUUGGAAGCGUUGAGCCAUGCACUGGAGCUUGACUACCUCUAGAGGGCGCCAGCGAUCAAGAUCUUAAACGUCUUGGCUCUGUGGGCAGACUGUUACACCAAAGCCAAAAGAAGUUUUUUGCUUUAUAAAUCUUGUCUUCAUUCUGACGAAGUGAAGCUGGAAGUGCAGGACCAAAACAAGAGACCAAAAACAAGUGACUGUAAAUUUUUUGAUUAACUCCAGGGAACCGAUGCUAGUACUGCGAGUAUUACCUGCUCAUGUUCAGAUAUUUUUAGAUUUAUGGUAGUAUCCCAUGUAGAUUAAGACCAAAGCACUGAAUUCAAAUUCAGAUAUCCUCUUUGCUAGCCUCGGAUGGAUGAGGUCUUGGGCUUGUUCUUACACUUUAUGCUCCUCUGUUAAUUUGAUUUGUUUGAAGAUGCAGAAGGUUUUUAUCUGGCCAAUGUUAUUUUUCUGAUAAAAUUAGAAAAAAAAAAACUAGAAAAAACUUGUUAGCAAGAAAGUGAACCCAACUACAUUUUAGGCUACGGUCACACAUUCUGAAAUACCACAGAGAGGUGACAUAAAUGCAGAUUUUUCAGUAAAUUUGGUGCCGUGGCUAUGGAGGUUUUAAGAAAAAGCUAAAAUUUUACGGCGACCGGACGAUUUUUUUCUCUAAAAGUCGACAUCGAUCAGGGGUAUGUAAAAAUGGGCCAUUCUGUACCCCUGACGACCAUCUACAUUCAUGACCAAACCAACCACUUUAAAAAAAAUAGGCGAACAAUUCUACCUAUGCCUCCCCAUCGCGCGGUAGUAGUUGUAUUUUAUUGCAUUAGUCAGAUUAACAUCAAGUUAUUCUAUACAGAGAUAGGCUAUUUAAAAUAGUCUGUAUUUUGCCAAUGGGGACUAUUUAUUAUUGUUUCAGUUGUACAACACUCUGAAAAAAUAUGAAACAUCUUUGUGGAAAAAUGUCUUCUUUAAAAACCAGAUGUGCUCUUUUAAAAACCUUUUGAUAAGAAAUUGCCUUACAAAUCCUGUAUUAUAGUCCAGUGCUUGAAUCGUCUCUUCUGAUUUUGGGUUGUGCAUUGUUUUCUUUGAUUUUUCUUUAGUCUCUCAUUAACCUGUUUGUAAAAUAGUUCGAGUGGAAUGGUUGUGCAUGUGGCGAUCACUCUGCCUGUCAGCUUUGCUAUGAUUUGUAUAUAAGCUUUAUUGUUGAUUAUGUUUUGACAGACAGUUACGGUAGAUUAAUAAAAAAUAAAUUAAUUUGCAUUUUG
Messenger RNA from Oryzias melastigma (Indian medaka), 3546 nucleotides. It is a transcript of the gene eya2, whose product is annotated as EYA transcriptional coactivator and phosphatase 2. The transcript is spliced from 14 exons. NCBI's taxonomy places the organism in Eukaryota, Metazoa, Chordata, Actinopteri, Beloniformes, Adrianichthyidae. Gene Ontology annotation, biological process: positive regulation of DNA repair; multicellular organism development; cell differentiation. Gene Ontology annotation, molecular function: protein tyrosine phosphatase activity. Gene Ontology annotation, cellular component: nucleus. The coding region runs from base 908 to 2338 and encodes 476 amino acids. The record is from RefSeq and is a predicted model, not a curated record.